This is a messenger RNA of Patella vulgata (common limpet), 3266 nucleotides long. RefSeq lists its product as uncharacterized. The transcript has 7 exons. Lineage: Eukaryota; Metazoa; Mollusca; Gastropoda; Patellidae. Bases 131 to 1819 code for a protein of 562 amino acids. The record is from RefSeq and is a predicted model, not a curated record.
CAAAGCUGCUACCUUGCUAACAGAUCGAGAUACCUGCAGAAACUUGAUGGUGUAUAUGCCGUACAUGCAUGAAGUAAACUGUAUCAUAUAGACUAUAAGACGAUACGUGUAACAGUGGACAAAGAACAUAAUGAGCAGGAAUAUUAUUGUAUUAUUUGUACUGAUUUAUAUUUCAGUGAUUCAAGAUGUCAAGGCUGCUCAUUUCACAAUAACACCAUCCCAAAGUCUACAGCCUGGUGCUCGAAAUUUAACAUUACGGUGUUCACCUGCUUCUAACUCGUAUACUACUCUAUACGAUAUACGGAUACUAAAACGUUCCCUUGUACAGAAUUCACUACCAACACCCAUAGCAGAAAUAGAUGGGAACGGAAUUAAACCUGGGAGGGGUUUAGGACCAUACAACCAUAUAGUGACUGGUAAUUAUGAUAGAAACCAACAACCAACCGAAAGCUUCCUACAAGUUAUUAUAAAUGAUCCUAAUUGUGACGAUAGUGCUGAAUAUCAGUGCAUAACACAUGGAUCUCCUACUAUAGCUAAUGAUCCAACGUUGCUACAAGAAGAUAAAAAUGUCACAGUAUAUCAAAGUAAAUCGAGUUCACUAGACAUGGACCGAUCUCCAGAACGUAUGAAGUAUGGUGUUGGUGAUAGGGUUGAACUUAGUUGUUAUGGAUAUGUUGGAUAUUCUGAAAAAUUAGUGUCCUGGGAAUCUAAGUCAUCCGGUGAUUUAUUUUUUGACCCAAUAACAGAAAAUAUAACACUAUCGGGCAUUCCACCAAGAUCACCUGGAUGUGAAUAUUUUACUGAUAGUAUCUACCAAUAUUAUUAUGUUGGUAAAGAUGAUAAUGGUUUGCAAAUAAGAUGUAAAGUUGAUAACUCAGAAGUGGACAGUGUCAGUACAACUAUCUAUUUAGCAGAUGGCAGGCUCACAAUAACACCAUCCAAUUAUCAACAAAUAGGUUAUACAUCUUUAACCAUACGAUGUUCUCCUGGUUCUAACUCUUAUUAUACUACACUAUACGAUAUACGGAUACUAAAACAUUCCCUUGAACAGAAUUCACUACCAACGGUCAUGGCAGAAAUAGAUGGCAGAGGGAUUAGACCUGGAAGCGGAAUAAUAUCACCGAAAUAUACAGUCACUGGUAAUUAUGAUAUAAAUCAACAACCAACCGAAAGCUUCUUGGAAGUUAUUAUAAAUAAUCUUGAUUGUCCUGAUCGUCUUGAAACUGAAUAUCAGUGUAUAAUAAGUGGUUCUCCUACUAUAUCUACUAAUCCAGCGUUGCUACAAUACAAUGAAAGUGUGACAGUUGGAAUUAAUCCGGGUUCAAUAGAAAUAACCCGAUAUCCAGAGAAAAUGAAAUAUGAUGUUGGUGAAAAGAUUGAUAUAAUUUGUCAAGGAGAUGUUGGAUAUCCUGAACACGACUGGAACUGGUGUUCCAAUACAACUGGUCAUUGUGACCUUUUUUAUACCAAUAUAACAAAUGGCCAGGUUGAACCUCCAACAUCAACUCGAUGUGGAUAUUAUUCCAGAAGCACAUUCAGUUAUUACGUUGGUAAAGAUUAUAAUGGCCUGGAAAUCAGAUGUAUGGUUAAUCUCAAUGAAAUGUAUAGUGUCAGUACAACUAUCUACUUAACAGAUGGUGAUUCUGGUAAUGGCAAAACUCAAGGUACAACUACUGGCGUGGUUGAAACCACUGAUGACAUCAAGAAAAGAUGGCUACUUGCCGACAUAGAACGAAUCAAGUUAGAGCAAGAAAAACUGAAACUACAAAUAUCGCGUUUAACAAAUAAUACAACAAACUGUAACUGCGGUUGCAAUUAGUUACACGUAUAUUCCUUUCAGAAUAUAUAUCCGACUGAACUGUAACUGUUGUUGUAAUUAGUUACAUAUAUAUAUUCCUGAUUGAUUAUAUAAACGACCAAACUGUAUAUACCAAAAUUGCCAAAAUUUUAUUGGAAAUAACUACUCGAUAAACACUUUCUUGAAAAUGUAUCUUUAAGGCUUAAUAUGUAAUAGUCCCGUAAGGCAACCGUGUAAAACAAUGUUAUGGACAGGUAUUAAUUAAGUUAGUUAGUUACUUAGACAUCAGGUGAAUAUUAUUAGAUAAUAUGAUUGUCCUUUUACUGAAGGCUACUAAUCUAAUAUAUGUGUUUUAUAAUCUUUUAGUCUGGCUAGCAGCGGCGACAGCUAUCUCAUAUGUAAUUCCUUUUAAAAAUGUAUGUAUAACCUAUAUAACCAAGCUUAAUUUAAUUUGGAAUUAUUGGUUUACGCAACGUGAAACAGAUUGCUGGUUCUACAAUCUAAUUAAAAUAUAGAUCUAUAUUUCGUUUCGUUUUUUAUACUUUCGAUGGCCUACACCACAUGUAGAUCUAACAAGUUAUAGUGGGAGUUCACGUUCUAUGACGUCAGGUACCAAGCACCCGACAAUCGACCCGAUUACGUCAGUCAUUCGAUUAACCAAUUAGCGACCGCCAUGUUUUUUUUAUCUAUUUUUCCUUUGUUUUGAUUUCUAUUGCCGCUAAUGUCUACCCACAGUUCCGCGCAAAAAAGGUCAAACACUCGAUUCGACAGACCAUUUGAUUGGCUGACCCCUCAUUUCAAGCAGAACACGAGUUAAAUAACAAGUCUUCCAGACCCAAGCGAAGUAAAGACAAGUAAAAUCGAAAUUUUGAACUAUAAAAACGAAACGAAAUUGGAUCCGUGUUUUAAUCAGAUUGCUCGUUCUACAGAUCUUCAACUGGAACAUAACCUGGAAGUUCCAAGACUAUAUAUAUAAGCAGUUGUCUUAUAUAUUUAAAAUCUAUAUGAUAAACAUUUUAAUUUAAUAAUUUACGUAUAUCCAAUACGUUCAAGUUAUAAUUAUCAAUGUACUUUGCUUUAUAUGAAAAUACAUGUGCGUUUAUUAAUCCACAAACGAUAACUAAUUGAUCAACUUAACACGCUUAAUUCUUUUGUUUCUGGUAUGUAGAUAUGUUUAAUAGUAGAGACAUAUUAUUUGGAAUAUUACAGUAUAGCCAAUUGUGCGUCUUGUGGCAAAAUAUCAUGUGUCAGUAGCUAUUUUUAAAAUUCCUAUUUUCUUUAUUUUCUUUUACUGCAUGCUUUCGUAUUGCUCUUGGAAGUGGGAAUAAUGCGUUUUGGUGCACUCACUAUACGUAGAAAUGGCGAAAAGACGUUACGUAAAAUUUAAUAGUAAUAAUGAUAAAAAUUCCUAAUUUUUUUUAUUUACUGCAUGCUUUCGUAUUGCUUUUGGGAGUAGGAAUAAAGCGUC